This is a messenger RNA of Salmo salar (Atlantic salmon), 3711 nucleotides long. Its product is annotated as ras-related protein Rab-2A. Gene Ontology annotation, molecular function: GTPase activity; GTP binding. NCBI's taxonomy places the organism in Eukaryota, Metazoa, Chordata, Actinopteri, Salmoniformes, Salmonidae. The record is from RefSeq and is a predicted model, not a curated record.
AUUAAUAGACUACUACCAGUGGCAACUGGGGUGAAUAAUUGCUUUUUGCUUGCGUGGCGAGGGCGGAACGUAUGACGUUUUCAGCCGAAGCUUGGAGGUGUUAUUUGUUCCUUCCCUUCGAAGAGAGAAAGGAGGCUAGAAAGGCGAAGCUUUAACGAUUACCUAGACGUUUACAAAGACCAUUUUCAUACGGUUUCAAUUACACAAAACAACGGCAGAGGAAGGUUGACACAGGACCCAGUGGCCAUGGCAUAUGCAUACCUUUUCAAAUACAUCAUUAUCGGAGACACAGGUGUGGGGAAAUCAUGCCUAUUAUUACAGUUCACAGACAAGCGGUUUCAGCCGGUACACGACCUCACUAUCGGUGUGGAGUUUGGGGCGCGGAUGAUCACCAUAGAUGGUAAACAGAUCAAGCUGCAGAUCUGGGACACGGCCGGCCAAGAGUCCUUCCGCUCCAUCACCCGGUCUUACUACAGAGGGGCAGCUGGCGCCCUGCUCGUGUAUGACAUCACAAGAAGGGACACCUUCAACCACUUGACAACCUGGUUAGAGGACGCUCGCCAACAUUCCAACUCCAACAUGGUCAUCAUGCUCAUUGGGAACAAGAGUGACCUGGAGUCCAGGAGAGAGGUAAAGAAGGAGGAGGGAGAGGCCUUUGCCAGAGAGCACGGCCUUAUCUUCAUGGAGACCUCCGCCAAGACCGCAUCCAACGUAGAAGAGGCAUUCAUCAACACAGCGAAGGAGAUCUACGAGAAGAUCCAGGAGGGUGUCUUCGACAUCAACAAUGAGGCUAACGGCAUUAAGAUUGGGCCCCAGCACGCUGCCACCAACUCCACACUCUCCGGUAGCCAGGGGGGCCAACAGGCUGGAGGGGGAUGCUGCUGAACACCCUGCCCCUCUGUCUCAUACCCCCCUCCCCCAACCACCCAUCCUGCCCCUCGCGUUUCUUCUGGACUGGUCGGGCUCACUAACAUUUUCUUAACCCCUCCCUCCACACAGCCUUGCCACAGGAGAGUCUAAUUGUAUACUCCAUGACUGUCAGUCAAAAUAUACCAAGCAAAACACGUUAAAGUACCCCCGGUCCUGGGGCAAAAAUGCUUGUCCUGCAUCGGAGCAUUGGAGCCUGUCUGGGUUGAAAAAUGGUAGGGUUUACUGUUACUAUUGUGGCAAAACAGACAGGAUGCUUUAGGAUAGGGACUCAUAUCCAUCUGUACAUCAAACAGGCAGGAUGUUUUAGGAUAGGGACUCAUAUCUAUCUGUACAUCAAACAGGCAGGAUGCUUUAGGAUAGGGACUCAUAUCCAUCUGUACAUCAAACAGGCAGGAUGCUUUAGGAUAGGGACUCAUAUCUAUCUGUACAUCAAACAGGCAGGAUGCUUUAGGAUAGGGAUUCAUAUCUAUCUGUACAUCAAACAGGCAGGAUGCUUUAGGAUAGGGAUUCAUAUCUAUCUGUACAUCACAGACAGGAUGCUUUAGGAUAGGGACUCAUAUCUAUCUGUACAUCACAGACAGGAUGCUUUAGGAUAGGGACUCAUAUCCAUCUGUACAUCACAGACAGGAUGCUUUAGGAUAGGGACUCAUCUAUCUGUACAUCAAACAGACAGGAUGCUUUAGGAUAGGGACUCAUAUCCAUCUGUACAUCACAGACAGGAUGCUUUAGGAUAGGGACUCAUCUAUCUGUACAUCAAACAGACAGGAUGCUUUAGGAUAGGGACUCAUAUCCAUCUGUACAUCAAACAGGCAGGAUGCUUUAGGAUAGGGACUCAUAUCUAUCUGUACAUCAAACAGACAGGAUGCUUUAGGAUAGGGACUCAUAUCCAUCUGUACAUCAAACAGGCAGGAUGCUUUAGGAUAGGGACUCCUAUCUAUCUGUACAUCACAGACAGGAUGCUUUAGGAUAGGGACUCAUAUCUAUCUGUACAUCAAACAGGCAGGAUGCUUUAGGAUAGGGACUCAUAUCCAUCUGUACAUCAAACAGGCAGGAUGCUUUAGGAUAGGGACUCAUAUCUAUCUGUACAUCAAACAGGCAGGAUGCUUUAGGAUAGGGACUCAUAUCUAUCUGUACAUCUGUGAGCCAGUUGUGGAUCAUGUCUCUUUCAUUUUGUGACGUUUUGACUUAAAGCUGAAUUGUAUCGAACACUACAAGCUUGGUCAUCAAUUAGUAUUUUAAUUGGUUUCAUGUGGGAGAAAGAAAGCUUUGAAUGUGUGGAGAACACAGAAGUUUGAAAUAAAAGAGAAAAAGAACCGUAGAGUUGUCGAGCAGCGGCCAUGUCUGAAGUGAAGAAGCUAAAAGGAGAAAAAACAGGACUGUUUUAAUUCUGUAUUUAUCACUCACAUUCUGUGUGUGUGUAUAUAUAUAUAUAUAUAUAUAUAUAUAUAUAUAUAUAUAUAUAUAUAUAUAUAGUAAUCCUUUCUUGCUUUAGUGUAUGUUGACCGAGCUAGAAUUCUUUGAAUUUCCUGGAAAAAUCUAUACUGUAUGAAUAGAGCUUGAAACUGCAACAGUAUUGCUAAAAAACCUACUUUGACACCAUUUUAAGAUUUGACUUUGUUUGUCCCGCCAUCUGCCUUCCCCCUCCCCUCGCUAUCUCUCUGUGCCCUAGAUCUGCUAUGACUGUGUAUAGAAACUUUGGCUCAAUAUUCUGCAUCUUAUCUAUUUUAAUGCCAAAAUGUUGUGUUUACCUGUGUUCAAUAACCACAAACCCCAGAAUUUGAUCACCUCUACUCUGGAAAGGGAUCUCUGCUGUUUGCCUUAACGAAAAGAUUGGGACAGCAGAAAAACAAUAGAAAAACAUAAUCAGGUUGCGAAGGAAUCAUUCCACUAACUACAUAUGCAUAGUUUUAUACAUGCACAGUACAUACACAGCACCUUUUUUUUUUACAUUCAAACACGCAUUGCAUACAUUCAGACAUGCAUACUCUAAAUCACUGGUUCUCAAUCCUUGUCCUGGGGACCCAAAGGGGUGCACUUUUUAUUUUUGCACUACACGCCUGAUGAUGAGUUGAUCAUUUGACUCAGGUGUGUAGUGCUAUGGCAAAAACUAAACUACACUCCUUCGGAUCACCAGGACCAGGAUUGAGAACCACUGCUCUAAAUGUGUGUGUAUGUAUGUAUACACAUAUAUUAAGAAAGUACAUGCAUUCCUAAAUGCAUACAUGUGUACCUACAUGCGCACACACGAUUGUCUAUUUAUACAUACAAUAUCUGCAUGCAUACGUAGAUGCAUACAUAUUUUCUCUUCAGGAGUUUGUUUUCCAAGCAGCUCGCUGUGGAGCAUCAGUGCAGAGCAGCGUUGUCCUGUAGGUGUGUGAGUGGCUGUGUAAAGCCUUGCUUUCUUUGGCAGUGCGUUCUGUUAGUAGAUAUAAUGGUGACCAUCGCGUCUGUUGUAGGAGCGGUGCGGGAAAAGCCGAACCUGGAGUGUCUGUGACCCCCCCGACGUUUGCUGUGUUGGUUUUUCUUAAAAAUAAAAAAAAUGCUAUCACAAAUAAUACAAAAUUAUAAACUGAAAUAUAAAUUUAUCUGGAAGAAAUGUGCAAUGUUUAAACUUACAUUUUGUAAUUUCCUUUUUAGAGUUGAUGUUUUGCAUUUUGCAUCUCCCUAUAGUACUUUUCUGAGUGUCUGUGUUGGUAUAUGAAUGAAACAAUUAUAUAUGGAUCCAUACUGUAUUGUAUCUCUUGAUUUAUCAAAUGAUAAAGUGAAGCAUGUGUGUCCUCA